This is a messenger RNA of Gregarina niphandrodes, 5517 nucleotides long. Its product is annotated as ABC transporter. Gene Ontology annotation, biological process: lipid transport; transmembrane transport. The transcript has 2 exons. Lineage: Eukaryota; Apicomplexa; Conoidasida; Eugregarinorida; Gregarinidae. Gene Ontology annotation, molecular function: ABC-type transporter activity; lipid carrier activity; ATP hydrolysis activity. The record is from RefSeq and is a predicted model, not a curated record. Gene Ontology annotation, cellular component: intracellular membrane-bounded organelle; membrane. The coding region runs from base 1 to 5517 and encodes 1838 amino acids.
AUGGUUCACUUCUUGGCUCACUGGGAACGAACGAUAGGAAAUCAGCCGAUUAGACUGUAUAAAAACAAUGGUACGCUUGCGGAGCGAAUGCGUUUGGACGAAAGGAUUGCGUUCGGGAUCGAAUUCGGUCACCUCAAGAGGACUGAUGGCAAUGUCACAGUGUCGCUGACAUUCAAGGACGACGAAGUGCCGCUGGAGCUGCAUGUCGAUGGAAUGCGGGGCGCCUGUCGACAAACGUCGAAAAGAUAUGCCCCUGAGGAAUUGGACAGGUUAUAUCCGGAAUUCAGACAGUGUGAGGCGGGGAAAUAUCUGCGAUCCCCCUUUGUUUUGGCGCAAACCGUGCUCAUGCACAGCGUAAUUGCGGCAAAGGCGGAAUAUGAGCUGGAUCCACAGUUCCCGGUUACGUCAAAAUUCAGACAGAUUCUAAUGAAUAAGCUAGAACUGCCUGGCGUAUCGCUAAUUGCAGAAGACUUUCCGCUACACGUGGCGUUGCACACACAAUAUCCGCAAUUAGCCGCGGCUACGCCAUUGUUCAUAAUGUUUGCAUUUUCCCGGUUUAUCAUAUCAUCCAUUCAUGACGUGGUGGCGGAGAAGGAAUCCAAAUUAAACGAGGUGAUGAAAAUAUUUGGACUCGGCACGGCGGAGCACUGGGUUUCUUGGCUGCUGACUGCCUGCAUCAUGAACCUUCUCUACACUGGAAUUACCAUGAUCUUGUGUAGAUUGUGCAAUAUGUUUGGAGAGUCCAAUUAUCUUGUGAUUGCAGUUCUCUUUUACUUCUACCUGCUGUCCUUGCUUACUUCCGGAUUCCUCGUAUCGGUGUUUUUCGAUACCUUGCAAGGCGCUAGUGCUGCCGGAAUGGUGUACCACGUGGUUUUGAACGGCGUUGGUCUGAUGCUGAGCAGUCUGCGGGACACUCCACAGAUUUACAAGAAUUUGCUCUGCUUCUUCUCCCCAGUCACGUUCUCUUUGUGCAUUGACGAGAUUAUUCGGGCAUUGCCAAUGAAACCGCUUACCUUGAGCAACUGGUUCGAUUUCCGGAAUAGCAAUAUCGGAUUCUAUACACUUGCGCUCAUUGGCGGUUCUCUAGGAUAUUGGUUGCUGGCGUGGUACCUUGAUACGGUUCUUGCCAGCUCAUUUGGUAUUGCUUUGCCGUGGUACUGGCCAAUCACGGAACUGAUGAAGUACAUGACGGGAGCGCGCUAUGGGCCGGACGCGCCGGUCUCGCAUCCGGCUAUGGACGCGUCAGACGAUGCAAUCGGUGAUAUUGCUGGCUUUUCAGAGCCGGUUCCUGCCCAAAUUAAAGAAAAAGGAAGAGCUGUCCAGAUUCGAGGUCUCGUCAAGGAAUUUACUACUGCCGGUGAGGUCAAGAGGGCCGUCGACAAUUUAUCCCUGGAUGUGUAUCGAUCUGAGAUAUUUGCGCUUCUCGGCCACAAUGGCGCUGGCAAGACUACAACCAUAUCAAUUCUUACUGGAAUGUUGGUUGCUGACGGUGGUGACGCUUUGGUAAAUGGAUACAGCAUUAGGACGGAGUCAAAGCAAGUACAGCAAUCUAUUUCGGUGUGUCCUCAACACAACAUCUUUUUUGAGGAGUUGUUGUGCAUAGAACACCUUUGCUUCUUCGCAGGUCUUCGGGGAAUAGAAGUGAGAGAGCCGCUGCUUAAACUUCAGAAUCCUUCGGUCUAUGCUGAAGAGGUUAUGGAACAAGUUCAGAAGAUGCAAAUGGAGCGCCAGAUGCGCCAGGUAAGGGGUGAGGAGAUUCAUUACGAACAUUCGGACACCAAAACAUGGAACGGAGUAUUGGACCUGAUUGAUCGUUUCGGCCUCAUGUCGAAAAUGUUUACGCACCCGCGAACGCUGUCCGGCGGUCAAAAGCGCCGUUUGUGGUUGGCCCUGGCGCUGCUUGCCGAACCAGCGGUCGUGUUCCUUGAUGAACCGACUUCUGGGGUGGAUCCCGUUGGAAGACAGGACAUUUGGAAAGUGAUCCAGGAAGAGAGGAAAACGGGUAGAUGCAUCAUUCUAACCACGCAUCACAUGGAGGAGGCUGAUAUUCUCGCGGAUAGGAAGGCUGUCAUGGCGGCGGGAAAAUUGAGGUGCUUGGGAUCCUCCCUGUUCCUGAAAAGUAAAUUUGGAAUCGGAUACUAUCUGGAAGUACAGCUUGAACGUGAUUUGGACCCAAGCCAAAGAGAUGUCUCAGUCAGGCAGAUUACAGACUUGAUUAGAAGCCACGUUCCAUCGGUCAAGCCAAUUCUUACGAAGAAGGAGGCCGGCACUUGGGCAUCUAUAUCUCUCGUGGCCGGGGUGCUGAUUUUCGCGUUGCCCCUCGCGGAGCUGCCUAAUUUCGGCCCACUUCUAAUGGAGAUGGAGGACCAGAAAUCCACGUUAUCUAUAAGGGACUAUGCCGUUUCUAUGUCCACUUUGGAAGAAGUGUUCUUUAGACUGGGAGAGGAAAAUCAAGACACAGAUGAACCGCUUGAAGAGACAGAAGAACUCGGUGUCCACGGGCGUCGUCGGUCAUCCGCUGCCUUACCUUUACCAAGCGAAAAUGAGGCCGCAGAAGAAGACAUUCACUUGGGAAUGAAUGAUAGCGACGAAGUGGCUGCCAAUCUGGCUAAUCAACGGUUCCAGAGACCGCAAGGCAGUUCGCUAAUCGACCAACUGAUUGGCGUUACGUAUCUGAGGUACGCCCAAGUGUUCCACAACUUGCGGGCAUUCUGCCUCGAUGUGCUACUGCCUACUGGAUGCUUCUUGCUUGGUCUCUUCUUACGCCGGGGUGACGGCCCCCAUUCAAUGGAUUUGGGAUUUGACGUGAAGGUUCAAAGGUAUUUCAUGAACAGUCCUGAAUUGAUCAACCAGACCAUUCCGUACUAUGUGGACAGCGAACUGUCCAAUUUGGGGCGGCAGAAGGUCUUCAAACUCAUCGAUCAAUUGCCUUUCAAGCACCAAUUGAUGCCUCUACACCCGUGCAUGGCUCCAGAGAACCUAGUCGAAAUCUCUGGAAAGCAAUGCCAAGCUGCCUUGUUGGAAGCAAGCAAGCUGUCUGCGGAGCGCUCGCUGGACGUGGACUUCGAAGUCACGCCCACAACGAAUAAGGAAUAUCUUCUAAGAAGGCCGACCAAACUGAAGCGGUUCGGCCCCGACGCUCCAGUUAUUGAAGAGGACUACCCGUACGCCUUCAAUAUCGCCCCCGAACUGCGGAGUGGUAAGGUGCGAUCUGAGGGAAAUAUCCUUAGGAACUUUGUGUGGCGAAGCACACAAGCUGACAUGUUCGGUGUGUGGGAUAAUUUCUAUCCCGCUGCUAUUCAAUUUGAACCGAAUCCUCACGCUUUGAAUGAUGACACUCCAUUCGACGCGGUAUCUACAGAUCCAGAUGAUGUUCUAAUUCGGUAUAUGUGGAACCCAUAUGCUCCACAUUCAUUCCCAGCUUUCCUCAAUGGUUUGGGUACCUCUGUGGCCAAUAACGCACUUCCAUCCAAAAACGGACAACACGAAUUCGAAUUCCGAUCGACGCCCACAUACAGGGACAUACCGGUAUAUAUAACCACACUGACGUGGGCUUUGCACUCGCUCUUAUCACUGGGUAUGUCCUUCUUGCCAUCCCGGUUCGGCCAUCAAGUCAUGUACGACAACUACAUGAAGACCAAGCACUCGCUUAUCGUCAUGGGAUGUCCGUUUGUUGUGUACUGGAUCGGGACAUUCAUCAUUAACUGGCUGGUGAUGGUGCUGACUAAUACGAGCAUAACGUUUGUGGUAGGGUCAUUCAUACCACUAUUCGCACGCCAUCCGUGGAGCCUAUGGAUGCUUCAAGCAUGUUUGCUUGGACACGCCGCCGCAAUGCUGGUGUACGGAUACUUCUUCACCUUCGUCAUGACCAGUUCCAGGAGCUAUAGCGUGUUCAUGCAGCUCAGCACCAUGCUCCUUUCCCUUGGACCGGCUUAUAUUGUCUCCACGUUCUAUGACUAUAAGCUCUACGUCUGGGGCAUCCCGCUACGUUAUCUUUCUGGCAUUAUCCACAAGAUCUGCGUGUUCACUCUUGCCCCUUACAUUCCGCUUGGCUCCAUGAUGACUAUUAUCAUGAUUAUGAACCAAGCUGAGCAAGAGCGCCGAACUGCCCGUUUGGAUGAAUUCCUGUCGCUGAACAACCAGGUUGUUUGGUGCGUCCUUGGUGCUAUCUUCCAGACAGUCGUUUACGGAGCUCUCAUCAUCUAUCUUGACGCGAGGGAGUACACGGCAAAGAAACCAAAUCGGCAUGCGGUUAAGGCUUUGAAACAAUGGAAGGAGGUGAGGACCAAUGUCCGACAGCAGGUUUUGAGCCAGCCUGGUGCUAGUGAGGCUAUGGUUCCUGCUCAAUUCCAGAUCACCAAGGACCAAGAUGUGCUUCAAGCAGAAGCCGAGGUGGAUGACAUUAUGACCGUUUACAACGCCCAAAUGCAGGCGGAAACGACCAACGCUCCCAUUCCCCGCUACUUCCCUAAUCUCAGAUUGGGGAAACAGCCCAAGGACCUGCCCGCGAUAUUGAUCCACAAUCUUCACCAUCUGUAUCUGCCCACUUCCUCGGCGGGCGACGUGACUGUGGCCCAAAAGGGAACAAGUUUCUGGGUUAAGAGUGGAGAGGUGAUGGGAUUGCUCGGUCCGAACGGUGCAGGAAAGUCAACUACUAUCAACCUACUGACAUGUGAUCCCCACAUUGAUGCCCCGACUGAAGGUGACGGAUAUCUGGGUGGUAUCUCGGUUAGCACCACCCCACAAGACGCUUACGCACACAUCGGACUCGUGCCCCAGUUUGACGCGCUUUGGCCAGAUGUGACUGUCAGUGAUAACCUGUACACGUUUGCCAAAGUCAAGGGCCUGUCCCGCGAAGAAAGGGUGAAAGUGACUGGCGAUUUGCUGAAAAAACUGGAUCUGAUACCUCACCAACACAAGAGAAUUCACGAGCUUUCAGGAGGUAACAAGAGACGAGCCUCUAUCGCCGUGGCAUUCUUGGGUAACCCAAGAGUGGUGCUCAUGGACGAGCCGUCAUCCGGUAUCGACCCGGCAGGAAGAAGAAAAUUGUUGGAGAUGCUAAUGGCCGAGCGUCAACAGCGUGCGAUCAUCAUCACUACUCACUCCAUGGAGGAGGCUGAGAGUCUGUGUACCAAGGUCGGAAUUGUGGUGAAUGGACAGCUACAGUGUCUGAACACAUGCCUGUCGAUCAAGAAUGCUUACGGCACGGGAUUGAGACUGGAAUUGGAGCUUGCCGCGGACUGGAGAGGCACUGGUAGGCUUCGUCAAAGCGACCGUGAUGCCGUAGUUGCAUGGGUGAAGAACAAGCUGCAUCCUGACAGCGUACUGACGGAAGAGGUGGCAUCUCGCCUUUACUUCACGAUCCCGGUGGAUUCGAGCAAGCUUGGUGAGAUUUUCACAGCCCUUUCAACUGAGAGCGAGCAAGUCGGAAUUAAGGAGUACGCCGUGGCGCAACCCACAAUGGAUCAAGUGUUUGCGAUCUUCGCGAAACGCCAACAGAAUUUGCAGGAGCCUUAA